This is a messenger RNA of Mycotypha africana, 2617 nucleotides long. RefSeq lists its product as uncharacterized. The transcript is spliced from 9 exons. Gene Ontology annotation, cellular component: endoplasmic reticulum; lipid droplet; plasma membrane. Lineage: Eukaryota; Fungi; Mucoromycota; Mucoromycetes; Mucorales; Mycotyphaceae. Gene Ontology annotation, molecular function: long-chain fatty acid-CoA ligase activity. The coding region runs from base 333 to 2396 and encodes 687 amino acids. The record is from RefSeq and is a predicted model, not a curated record. Gene Ontology annotation, biological process: long-chain fatty acid metabolic process; long-chain fatty-acyl-CoA metabolic process.
UGAAAUCAUUAGAGAACAAUAAACGCUGAUUAUAAACUCGAUCGUCUCAAAAAGUAAAGAGUAAUGAUUUAAAAGAGUGGAUCAAAGAUAAAGAGUAUAAGCUUUUAUGUUACGUUAAAGAAUUUGUGCAACUGUUCAGAAAAAGAAAUGUCGAGUAUCGUUCUUCAUUGCUACAAGUUAUUAUUGUUUCGUUGGUUGGUCAUUGUCUUUUCCUAUUUUUCUUCCUUCUUCUCAACUUUCCUUUCAUUCUCUGUUCCCCACUUUCUUUUUCUUUCAAUCCAAUCUUAACAUUGUCAAUAGAAACUGUACCAUACAAGUAACAAUACAAGAAGAUGAAAUCAUUCUCAACUGAAGUGGGACCUGACAAGCUCAAUAACGGCGGACGUGUUCGAAGAUCUGCUCUUAGCCCAGAAUCCCUUGUUCGCGUACCCAUUAAUAAUGUUCAUACUUUAUACGACGUUAUCAGCCAUAGUGCUAAGAAAUUUCCCGAGAGACAAGCGUUCGGCUAUCGUAAAGUCGAAAAGGUCAUUGAGGAAGAGAAAGAGGUGACAAAGUACGUUCAAGGCGAAGAAGUCAAAGAAAAGAAGAUAUGGAAAUUCAUUCAACUUUCACCGUACUUUUAUCUGACCUACAAAGAGGCCAUUCGUCUUGUUCAUGAUGUGGGUGCUGGCUUGAUAAAUCUUGGAUUAAAAGAGAAAUCAAAGAUUGAAAUUUUUUCACCUACAAAUAUGUAUUGGCUUUUGACUGCUUAUAGCGCUUUUACACAGAAUAUGACUAUUGUGACAGCUUACGACACUCUGGGAGAGGAUGGAUUACUUCAUUCGAUGAAUGAAACAGAAGUGGAGGCUAUUUACACAGUUGGAGAUUUACUUCCUGUAGUACGGAAAGUCGCAGCAAAAUGUGCUUCCUUGAAAUACAUUAUAUAUAGUGGAGACGCCAAGGCUGAUGUCGUGCAUCAAUUCAAGAAUGAUGGCAAAGCAGGACAAAGGCUUAUUUCUCUUGAUGAAGUAGCCAAGCUAGGAAGGGAACAUCCAAGGGAAGCGAGACCACCCGAGCCCGAAGAUCUUUGUUGUAUUAUGUAUACUUCAGGAAGUACAGGAAAUCCGAAAGGUGUCAUGCUGUCGCAUAAAAACAUUGUUGCUGCAGUUGGUGGUGUAAAUACUCUUCUGGGGCACUUGGUAACAGAUCAUGACAGUAUGAUUGCCUAUCUUCCUCUAGCUCAUGUAUUAGAGUUCGUCGUAGAGAAUGUUUGUGUUUUCUGGGGAAUAACUCUUGGCUAUGCUUCUGCUAGAACAUUAACAGAUUCAUCUGUGAGAAACUGUAAAGGUGACAUUAAGGAGUUCAGACCUACUUUGAUGACAGGUGUGCCUCAAGUAUGGGAAACCAUUCGAAAAGGCAUUCUAGCGAAGAUUUCAGCUGCUUCUCCCAAAGCCCAAAAGAUGUUUUACAAGGCUUAUGCUACGAAGGCUUGGUUAUUGGAGCGUCACUUGCCAACUAAGUUUAUAGAUAGGGUAGUAUUCAAUAAAAUAAAAGAGCAGGUUGGGGGUCGUCUUCGUUUCGCACUGUCAGGUGGUGCUCCUGUAGCUACUGAGACACAAAAGUUUUUGUCGGUAACAGUGUGCCCUAUUCUUGGUGGAUAUGGCAUGACUGAAAGUUGUGGCAUGUGCUGUAUCAUGGCACCUGAACAGUUUGGAUAUGGUCCUGUGGGUGCUCCUGUCCCUUGCUGUGAAAUCAAAUUGGUUGACGUUCCUGAAGCAAACUAUUUUUCUACGAAUACACCCAAACCUCAAGGAGAAGUUUGGGUGCGUGGUCCAGCCAUUACGAAAGGUUAUUGGAAACAAGACAGAAUAACGCGAGAAACAAUCACUGAAGACAAUUGGCUGCAAACGGGUGAUAUUGCUGAAUGGAACGAAAAUGGCACAUUAACAAUCAUAGAUCGUAAGAAGAAUCUGGUUAAAUUAAAUAACGGUGAAUAUAUUGCUAUUGAGAAACUUGAAUCUAUCUACAAGAGCUGUAUCCAUGUGACAAAUAUCUGCGUGUAUGCUGAUCCAUUAGUUGCUAAACCUGUCGCCUUAGCAGUCGUAUCAGAGCCUGUGCUUCGACAGCUGGCUCUGGAAAAAAAGGUUUUUAGUACAGAGGAUGAAACAAAAAGAAUUGAAUUUGAGAAAUUGUGUCAGAUGGAUGAUGUUAGAAAAGCUGUUUUGGCAUCACUUUUGGCGCAAGCCAAAGAAGGAGGAUUGAAGGGAUCCGAGUUAUUGUAUGAUGUGUAUCUAUGUCAUGAAGAGUGGACUACAGAGGCUGGUUUAAUGACGGCUGCACAAAAAAUCAAACGUCCAGAGAUCACUAAAGCCUUCAAAGCACAGCUUGACGCUAUGAAUGCGAGGCAAAAAAGCUAAGUAGUAGCAGUCGUCAAAAAUUUGAUAUAUCGAUUUAACUGAAUGAUAUCAGUUCAAUUUAGCCAUUAUAUUGUGUAGUAUUAACGACCUACAUAUAUUAAUUUUUUACCCGUUAAGCCAAUGGAUGUGAACUUAUCAGUAAUCCAUCGUUGGCAAAAUAAGUUGAACGAUCUAUAAAUAAUUCAAGGGAAACCAAUAUUCUCAUUCUCUUUUUGCUAUCU